AUGGGUAUCAACGAGACUCUAUUUGGCGCCCAGCGUGGCUUACCUCUGCCAACCUCCUUUGGUCAAGUUCUGACUAUUCGUCUCAAAAGCCACGAUGAAGAGACCAAAAACGCAAUUCUCGACAUUGUGCGAAGCCUUGCACAAGAUGUUGCAACCAAUUACACCAAGUGCGGCCUUGUGGCUGCCUUUUGCCCCAAACUUUGGGGCUCGUGGACUGGACGCGACAUACCAAUUCACACAGAGAUUCUUGACCGCAAAAUCAAGUUCCGCAAUACGGGCGGCGAUGUUGUCCUUUAUAUCAAGGCCACAUCCAAGGAUCUAGCGGCCGAGAUUGUGAACAAAGUUGAGAAACGCCUUGAGGCCAUCUCCAUGACCAUUGACAAGGUCGUGGCCGGCAAACGAAAGGAUAUCCGCGUUGGCGGCGGGCGUUAUGUUGAUGGCAUCACCAAUCCUAACGAUCCCGUCAGCCUGGCUGAAGAUGUUCUCAUCAACAGCCCAGAAGAGUAUCGUGGUGCUAGCUUUGCCUUUACUCAAAAGUUCACCUUUGACUGGCCUCGCAUUGCCACUCAAAGUGGAGAUACUGAGGAUGAGAUGGUUGGUCGCAAUCCAGAUGGCGCUUCCCUGCCCCAGCAUGCGACUCACUCGCAUAUUCAUCGAGCUCACAUCAGAGACAAGAACCAAGACCAGCGAAAGAUUCUGCGUCAAGCACUGUCGUUUGGUAACAGUGGAGGUCACGCUGGCCGUGAGAAGGGACUUAUGUUUGUUGCGUUUUGCAAUGAACAGCCCCGCUUCGAGCACAUUCUCAAACAUCUGUUGGGCCAUGAGCCAGAAAAUCCACUUGAUAGAUUGAUGGAUGUCGUCAAGGCUCAUAGCGGUGGUUACUGGUAUGUUCCUGCUGCAAAGGAACUGGAUGUCCCUGCUGUGACGAGCCUCAACGAUGUAAUGGAAGAUUCUCACUGGGACGUUAGAAGCCCCAAUGGUUAUCUGUUUUACAACUCCCAGGACUACCUUCAUCAGAUGUCUCAAGGUCACUACAUAGGUGGUGAUCCUCCCAACGAUCGGCUCCUGAGCUUGCUUGGAAGGACAUUCUCCCAUUGGCGCGAUGGCUGGAUGGAUAAGCAGAACUUCCCGAGACUUCCUGAGCUGACUCACUUCUAUGACACCAAGGAGGACAAAGCCAAGGUCAUGAGUGAGCCUGUCCCAGUCCGUAAAGGUCUCGCAAAUCUCAAGACACUCACGCUGUCACUCUCGGACCCAGAGUCCAAAACAGCUCGUUUCAACAGCUUGCUUCGUAUUGAUCCCAAAGAGCUCAUCGUUGGCGUUAUUCCGGAUUUUACUCUGGGCCGCGGAAAAGAGGUUAUCCCAUACUUGUCGAAGGAGGAGACCAUGAAUGCUUGGCUCAAAGGUUCACUCAAUGAGUGGUCAGCCAUGGGCCAUGUAGUUCCAGACUAUGAGCGCCUCGUUCAAAAGGGCUUGGGCAAACUCCACGGCGAGCUACAAGCCAAAGCUGACAAUGCUAUCAAUGCCAAGCAGAAGUCCUUCUUCCGUUCCGCUCUCUUGUCUAUCAAAGGAGUGCAAGGCUACCUGCGCAACUGGACAAUCUUGGCACAAAAAGCAGCUGCUCACGCCUCGAAUGAAGAUGACAAGGCCAACAUGGAAGAUGUCUCCAAGCGAUUGGCACAUCUCGUCGAUCAUCCACCGAGAGACUUCCAAGAUGCAGUGCAGCUGGUCUUUUCCAUGCACUGUUGCCUGCAUCUCGUCGGCGAAUUGACUGCACUGGGCCGUCUGGACCAGAUACUUUGGCCAUUCUUGGAGAAGGACAGUAUCUCUUUGGGUCGUGCCCAAGAGAUUGUGGACUGUCUCUGGCUGAAGAUUGGAGAGAACGCCUUCGUCAAUCGUGCCUUUAUCUACGAUUACGUAUCAUAUGGAACUACAGCUGUCUGUGGCGUGGGCGGUAACUUUCCCCAGGGGGGUGGCAUCAAUCAAUGGGUCCAGCAAGUCACCGUCGGCGGUUACAAGGCGACAGAUAGUGAUACCCCAGAAGGCGGCGCCAAUGAGGUCACCAUGUUGUGUCUCAAGGCUUCGCGGCGUAUACCCGUCAAUGCCCCUACUCUGUCACUCCGUGUUUACAAGGACAUACCCGAAGAGUAUCUGGAUGAAGCUGCCAAAGCAAUCCUCGCUGGAGGUGCACAGCCAAUUCUCUAUAAUGACGACAAACUCUGCAAGGGCUUAAGGGAUUCGGAUCCCAACCUUGUCAGCACAGCUUGGUCAAGGAACUAUGCUGCUGAUGGCUGCUACGAACCCAUGUUCGCGGGAGCAUCAGAGUUCACCUUCAACAAUGUUCAGCCUAUGCUUGCUCUGGAACAAACCAUCAACCAAGGAGCGACCUAUGGUGCUGCUGGGCCCGAGAGUCUUCGUGGGCUGAAGCAAACCUUUCGAUCACUACCGGCGCACAAGAUCAAGACGUUCAAGCAGCUCCAAGACAUCUUCCUGGAACAACUGGAAUGGCUUGUUAUUCAGUGCUAUAAUGUCAUGUUGGAGAACUACGGGAACCUCGCUGAUAUAUGCCCAAGUCCUCUUCUGUCUGUCUUGAUUGACGGAUGUGUUGAGAAAGGCAUCGACCUGACCGAUGGCGGUGCUCGCUUUCACAUCAUGGCACCACUAUGUAUUGGGGUCUCCAAUACUAUUGACUCGCUGUUUGCUAUACAGAAGCUAGUGUACGAUGAAGACACUGCAAUGACUACGCUUCCUGAACUUGUCGACUGUCUCAUCAAUGACUGGGGUUUCAACAUGAUUGAACCUUUCCAGGAUCGUCACCUUGGCGCUGCUAGUGCGGCCCAGUAUGGCGUGCGAUACCAACAGCUGAGAGCUAUGGCGCUCGCGUUGCCGAAAUGGGGGAGUGGUGACGAGGAGGUCAACCGCCUUGGAGACUGGCUCACUGAGAAUCUCGUAAGACUUUGUGUCGAUAAGUUCAAGUCUCCAGCUCUGGACUCUCAGAAGGAAGGGAUUGCUAAAAACCACCCUGGCCAUGACAUAAAGUUCGUCAUCACUCCUGGCAUCGGCACUUUUGAAGGUUAUGUCGGCGACGGCGCGCCCUGCGGUGCCUCAGCCGACGGUCGCCGUAAUGGCAUGCCCAUUGCAUCUGACCUUUCUCCUGUCCCAGCAGCACAAGACCUCCCUCCCAAUCCUGCCUUCAGGAAUAUAUACCAAGCCAUGGAGAGCUAUAAAUCCGACGCUGUGACGUACGGGCUUUCGAACGCGUCGCCUGUAGACAUGAACAUCGAUGAAGCCUUUCCGCUUGAAGACUUGAAGAAGUUCGUCAAGCGCUACGCACAGGGAACAGUUGGCGGAAACCUGAUCACUCUUACUUGUGCAAACGUGAAGACCUAUGAAGAGGCGGUGAAAGAUCCGGAAAAGUAUAAUCUUCUGCGGGUCAGAAUGGGUGGAUGGACUGAAUUCUAUGCUACUAUGUUCCCCGAGCAUCAGGAUCAACACCAAAGACGACAAUACUUCGAGCCUUGA
Molecule: messenger RNA, 3522 nt
Organism: Fusarium subglutinans
Lineage: Eukaryota; Fungi; Ascomycota; Sordariomycetes; Hypocreales; Nectriaceae
Product: formate c-acetyltransferase
Exons: 1
Coding region: 1-3522 (1173 amino acids)
Cellular component (GO): cytosol
Molecular function (GO): heme binding; peroxidase activity
Source: RefSeq, a predicted model, not a curated record